Molecule: messenger RNA, 2772 nt
Organism: Ochotona curzoniae (black-lipped pika)
Lineage: Eukaryota; Metazoa; Chordata; Mammalia; Lagomorpha; Ochotonidae
Gene: BTBD10
Product: BTB domain containing 10
Exons: 8
Coding region: 499-1950 (483 amino acids)
Biological process (GO): positive regulation of phosphorylation
Cellular component (GO): cytoplasm
Molecular function (GO): protein binding
Source: RefSeq, a predicted model, not a curated record
AGUUUUCCUCUGCAGAAUGGAUACAUAAAUAUUGAAAAGAACACAAGUUAGCUGCAUCCUAUUUUUUUUAAAACCUGGCAAGCUGGCUGAGCUAGAAUUAGCCUUACAGAUGGCAUUGGCAGCGUAUCUACAUAUCUCUAAGCCCUCACCUCCUGCCUUUUCUUUAGCCUGUCCAUCAAUUAAAAUACCCAAUCACUGCUCAGAGAUGGAAAAAGGGGUUGAUCAUAGCUCACACGAUCCUGUUUGGUUAAAAACGUCAGUACUGCACAACCCACGGCUGAGUCAGUGUCUGUGAGAAAUGAACUGAAUUAAUAUAUAGAGGGGGUUGUAUCUCUGAACAUUUAAAGCCUAAAUAACCGCAGCAUUAUUACACAGUAGAGGGAGGAAACCUAAAAGAAGUCUAGAUGGGUUAGGUAGGGAGAGCCUGAGAAAUUUCCCGAUUGUUCAGAGGAAUCUUGAAGAUAAUGGAAAUAUCAGAUGUCUUAAAGUUUCCUAGUAAUGCCCAAGGAUCCUGACCUGGCUUUCAGUGCUGCAUUGUAUGAAAAAGCAGAGUCCCUUUAUACUCUGAUUGCAAAUUUUUUUUCUUGUUUUUGUGUGUCUACCUUGGCAUGUACUAAAGGAAGUACCCCCUCACGUGUUGCUAAAGGAGGAGUGGACCACACCAAAAUGAGUCUACAUGGUGCCAGUGGGGGACAUGAGCGAUCGAGAGAUAGACGAAGGUCAAGUGACAGAUCGCGGGAUUCAUCUCAUGAAAGAACAGAGUCUCAGCUUACGCCUUGUAUUAGAAAUGUCACUUCUCCAACACGACAGCACCAUGUUGAAAGAGAAAAAGAUCAUAGUUCUUCUCGUCCAAGCAGUCCUCGUCCUCAGAAGGCAUCCCCGAAUGGUUCCAUUAGCAGUGCUGGGCAUGGCAGCAGAAACAGUAGUCAGUCAAGUUCAGAUGGCAGCUGUAAGACUUCUGGAGAGAUGGUGUUUGUAUAUGAAAAUGCUAAAGAAGGAGCACGGAAUGUAAGAACGUCGGAACGAGUAACACUAAUAGUGGAUAAUACUAGAUUUGUUGUAGACCCAUCCAUUUUUACUGCACAGCCAAAUACAAUGUUGGGCAGGAUGUUUGGAUCUGGCCGAGAACAUAACUUUACACGUCCCAAUGAGAAGGGAGAGUAUGAAGUAGCAGAGGGAAUUGGUUCUACUGUGUUUCGAGCUAUUCUGGAUUACUAUAAAACAGGAAUAAUCCGUUGUCCUGAUGGAAUAUCCAUUCCUGAACUGAGAGAAGCAUGCGAUUAUCUUUGUAUCUCUUUUGAAUAUAGUACUAUUAAGUGUAGAGAUCUCAGUGCCCUAAUGCAUGAGUUAUCUAAUGAUGGUGCUCGUAGACAAUUUGAAUUUUAUCUGGAAGAAAUGAUCCUCCCUCUCAUGGUAGCAAGUGCCCAGAGUGGUGAACGGGAAUGCCAUAUAGUGGUGCUUACGGAUGAUGAUGUGGUUGAUUGGGACGAAGAGUAUCCACCACAGAUGGGAGAGGAAUAUUCGCAAAUUAUUUAUAGCACAAAAUUAUAUAGAUUUUUCAAGUACAUUGAAAACAGAGAUGUGGCCAAAUCAGUGUUGAAGGAGCGAGGUCUUAAGAAGAUUAGACUGGGAAUAGAAGGUUAUCCUACCUACAAAGAGAAAGUAAAAAAAAGGCCUGGGGGUCGCCCAGAAGUGAUUUACAACUAUGUCCAAAGACCCUUUAUCCGAAUGUCAUGGGAGAAGGAAGAGGGAAAGAGUCGGCAUGUAGACUUUCAGUGUGUGAAGAGCAAAUCUAUCACCAACCUUGCAGCAGCUGCCGCAGACAUUCCCCAGGACCAGCUGGUGGUCAUGCACCCAACUCCUCAGGUGGAUGAGCUGGACAGUCUCCCGAUCCAUCCCCCAUCUGGCAACAAUGACCUCGAUCCUGACGCACAGAAUCCAAUGCUGUGAUGCUGAUGUCCCAUGAAACCAUAGCAUGCUACUCUUCACAGUGACGUUGUACGCUCCUCAUUCUGCACUGCAGGGCCACUCUUCUUCAUUGUAAGAUGCACAUAACAUUUAGCAUAUUGCAGUGUAGGCUUUUUGAAAGACCAAAGGUAGCUGAAUGGUUUUUUAAAUGAGUACAACUCUAGCAUCCUGAGGUUCCAGUUAUAUAAAUGUUUUGUUUACUGGUAGGUUUGUGAAAUUGGUUCUUUGUAUGGGGACAGUCCUUUUUCACACAUCCAGGUCUUCUCAGAAGUGGUCAGAAAUGGCAGCUGGUACUUUCUGUCUUUUUAGAUUGGUAUUUGUUAUACUCCAGAAAAAAGGCAGAAAAUUAUAGUUGCACUUUAUACAUGGUGGUCAAAUGGAAGUGUUAAAGCCAUUUUAUAGUUGUGAUGCACAAUAUAACUUAAAUAAGUGCUUCUAUCAAAGUAUUCCUUCAGUAAAAUGUGUAUAGUUUGCUGCCCAUGAUAAGCAAAAAACGACUAUUUAUCUUGGGCCUAUCUGGGUGAUUAGGAGGAGCGUGGUGCCCACGUCUGAUCAGUUCACCAUCUCCAGUGCCAUUUCACCCUUUUAGAGUGAGCCACACUCAAGAGUGUGGACGUCAGAGGUGGCUUAUGAUCCAGUCUGCCUUACCCUUAAUCUGUUCACAGAUAUUUAUUUACUAAUACUUUUUCUUUCCUGAGAGUUAUGGAAUAGGAAAAUGAAGUGUUUGCUCUUUAUUUACUAAAUGAUUGUACACUCGAGUUUUUCAUCAAAAUAAAAUUCCAUUGUUUUAAUGUUUCUGACCAA